CUAUCUUGCUCGCGCAGCUCAUCUUUGUGCGGCGAUGCUAGCUAGCUUGGCUAGCAGCCCGCUCGGCUCGGCCUCGGUGGCAUGGAUAUAGAGACUGCUUUCCACACGGUUGGAGAGUUUGGACCGUACCAGAAGCGGGCGGUCACCGUGCUUUCUGUGUUUCAGGUCUACAUGGCCUGCCAGUCCAUGCUGAUCGUUCUGGUCGGAUACACACCAGAGUAUCGGGUUGAGAAGCAGGACGGCGGUCAGUCUGGCCAUCGGGAGCUGCAGCAGCACGUCAUCUUCACAGAGGAUGUGGACUCCAUCGUUACGGAGUGGGUCCUCAUCAGACAGCAGGCCUAUAAGGUCAGCCUGGCCGGGUCGCUGUUCUUCACCGGGCUGCUGGUGGGGAAUGUCGUAUUUGGGCCGCUCUCCGAUCGGAUCGGACGGAGGCCGGUCUACCUGACAGGUCUGUUCUUCGAGGUGAUGUUCGGCUACCUCACCGCCCUGGCGCCCAGCUACGAGGUCUUCGCCGCCUCUCGGCUCCUGGUGGGGCUGAUGAACGGCGGCAUCGGCCUCGUCUGCUUCGUCCUCACCCAGGAGUACGUGGGGAAGUCCUACUGGGCCAUGACUGGGACGCUGACCAGCAUGAUCUUCGCCGUCGGCAUCGCUCUGUUCGGAGCGCUGGGCUACUUCGUCCGUCCCUGGAGGACUCUGGCCAUGGUGGCCAACUCCUCCGGCGUCCUGUUCUUCCUGCUGUCUGUAAGUCUUCCAGAAUCUCCUCGCUGGCUUUAUUCUCAGGGACAGACGGAGCGAGCAGAAGAGGUUCUGCGCUACAUGGCGGUGAGGAACGGCAGCAACGCCACCAACCUGGUCCUGCAGCGGGUCGGCGCCGCCAAGCCGGGCGGCCCGUUGAGGAGGCGGGGCGGCGUCCUGCAGCUGGCGGUCCAUCCGGUCCUGCGGCUCAGGACCAUGGUGCUCAUGUACGUGUGGUACUGCUGCAGCCUGGUGUAUUACGGCCUCACCCUGGGAGCCAGCGCCACGUCAGGGAGUCGCUUCGUUACCGUGGCCAUGUACGGCCUGGUGGAGCUGCCGGCCUAUCCGCUCUGCAUCUAUUUCAUCAAUAAGAGCUGGGCCGGCAGGAGGAAGAGCAUGUCCAGCUUCCUGUUCCUGGCCGGCUGCGCCUGCCUCUGCACCACGCUCAUCCCCGAGAACUCAGGGUCUCUGCUGAGCAUCACGUCUCUGGCUCUGCUGGGGAAGCUGAUGGUCAGCGCUGCGUUCAACAUCGCCUACGUUUACACCUCAGAGCUCUACCCGACUGUGAUCAGGAACGCCGGGCUGGGAGUGUGCUCCAUGUCCUGCCGAGUCGGAGGAAUCCUGGCGCCGUUUGUUCCCUCCAUGCGCGCGCUCCACGCCUCCAUGCCCUUCACGGUGUUCUGCCUGAGCGGUUUGUCUGCAGGCUGCCUGGGCCUCCUGCUGCCCGAGACCCUGAACAGACCUGCAGCCGACACUCUGGAGGAGCUGAGCGGCCCGAGCAGCAGCCGGGUUCUGGAGAACAAGGCUCUGCUAUACGAAGAUGACAAACUGAAAUCAAACCCCAAGUGAAGCUCUGGUCUUCGGUCCGGAUGGAGCAGCUGCUUCAGAGCGGCGUACCGUCCCUUUAAGACGGAGAGUCUCCGGGUCGCCGCCUGCAGGGUUCUCCUCGGUUCCUCCUCAGGUUUUUCUCUCCUGGCUUCAGUCCAGAUGUUGCUGCUGCUGGCAGGAAGUGCAGCACAACCUUUACAUUCCUCUGGCCUCCGCUCUGCGUAAAGCCAGGUCAAAGUUCACUGAACCCAGAAGCUGAAGUUCAGCUGGGAAACGUGAUCUGCUGGGAGCAGAGCUUCAAUCUGAACCAGGACCAGGUCGUGGUUCUGGUCCGUUAGAGGAACUUUCUUCACUUUCAGUGAAAGCGAUGAUGUAACACGGUUUAAUGGUGGAUCAAGUGAUGUUUAAUAUUCCAUGAAGCGUUUAUAUGAGUCAAGCUUCUACUGCCCCCUGGUGGCCAGUGCAGGUCAGGAAGCCGGACUGGACCGGACCGGACCAUAGAUUAUUUUUAGAAGCAGAGAUCAUGUGGAGUCUCUGGCUGCCCGGUUUCUCAUAAUCACACGCAGAUCUAGAAUCUGACCUGUUUACACACUGAAACGUGUUUCUGAUCUGGGUUUUCACGGCUUUCCUGACUCCAGUUGAUGUUUUUCUACCUGGAAUCAUUUUGAACUGCAGAACAAACUGUGGUUGGUGAUAAUUGUGCCUCUGAUGUUUAGAGCCAGGCGCUGAAAAACACCAAAUAUCACCAAGGAUUUCUGCCUGGUUUCUAACAAAACUAACAUUUACAGCAAGAUAUUGUUUUUCAAUUAAAUUAGGAGUGAAAUCCUCAGCUGGUGUAACUAGUUAUUCCUGAUCAAUAUUAAGAUAUUGAUUCCUGAAAUCAAUCUCCUAUAUCACGUUGGAAAGUCACUUGAAUCAUAUUUCAAGUGAACUAAGAUAUUAACAGAAGAACUAGACAGAAACACUUGGUAAUAUUUUGUAUUUGCUGCGUUCAUGUUUAUCAAACAUCCUGAAAAUGACCAAUGAUAGAUUGAUUUACUUCCUGUUUACUUCCUGAUAUUCCAUAAAACGUCAUUUUCCCAGCCAGACAUCAAGCCAACAUCAGGUUUAGGGCUCAAACUCUCUGCGUUUUCCUACUGAUUUAAACUGGAAAUUGGAAUAAAAACCUUUAAUUUUUGAUAAAAGCCUAUAAAGUGGGAUUCCUGGUUCAUGUUUCAGCGUCUCUGAUUCCCCCAGCUGAGAAAGUCUCUGCACUUUAAAUCUGCACGUUUAUGGGACCAACGCUAAAUUUUUAAAUUUAAUUUAAAAGUUAAUUUUGUUGUAAAUUCUGAUAUAUUUUGACAUCCUGAUGUUUUUCCAGUAAGGAUGAAUAAAGUGCUUAAUUAAUCAUAGUUGAUUAUUGAAUCAUGAAGAAAAUCACUGGAGAAGUGAAACCUGUAAAAUGCGUCGUAUUAAUGUUCAUUUUAAUGGUAAUUAAGGAUUUUAAAGGGAUUAAAACACUACUACAUUCCUGAAAGCCUUUCCUUUACUCUGUAAUUACUGAGAUGAACAUAAUGUUACUAAAUGGAUGUUUUUGUAUCUUCUGGGAUCUUGGUUUAACUUUGAGUAAAAAUAUAUAUUUGUUGUUGUUUUUCUGUCUUUGUGGUUUAAUGAGCAGAAAAAUCUUCAUGAGUGUAAAAAUAGAUCCUUUCUCUGCCUCAGAUGAAUUAACACUCAUCUUAAACCAAGGUGUCAUUCUACGGGAAUCUGAUCCAGAGGUUGGUUUGAAGUCAAUGGGCCGAACCGGACCAUCAACAUGAUGGAUGAAUUUUAACGGGUACCAGAAGUGGGUCGACUCCUGCCAUCGUCGAUGUGAAGCAGAUUAACGAGAAGACAAAAAGGUUUCGCAGUAAAUGACAGACAGAGAUACUGAUGUUUAUUCAGCCUGAAACAAAACUGUUUCCAUUACAAAUCUGGACAAAUGAUUUUCACAAUUGCUGUUUCCAUUAAAAAUUGGAAUUAAAAUGAUGACAAUGAGUUAAAACAAACGACCAGCAAAAACUACAGGCAGCAGAAAUGAAGAUUUCUCUGGACGUUAUUAUCCAGAUGAAUGCAGGUUCUGAAAAUGAAGCAACUCAGAAUUUGAAAGUAGUUUGACAGGAAACAGGGUAAUCAGAGAGGGGAAGACAUGCAGCAAAUGCCACCAGGCUGGGAAUCAAACCUGCGACCACUGCCACCAGGACACAGAUCUCAGUAUGUGGGUCAUGCUUUGCCACAGCUCCCAUUUCUGGAUGUUCUCCAGAACCACAGGAUGCGUCCUGGAUGCUGCAUCAUGUUUAGCUCCUCUGGUCUGGUUCCUUUGGGCCUCAUUGAUUAAUCACCAUCAUUAAACUGUAUAAAUAGUUAGUCUGAUUGGUUAAUGAGAUAACUGGACUGUUUAGUUCCUCUCUUACAUUCAUAGUGAUUAAAUCAAGUUUGGUGUUUAGAGCUGUGACGUUCUUCAGCUCUUAAAUACCUCAAUGAAUUUAUUUUCAGUUGAGCAAAUU
Messenger RNA from Poeciliopsis prolifica (blackstripe livebearer), 4088 nucleotides. RefSeq names its product solute carrier family 22 member 15-like. Gene Ontology annotation, cellular component: membrane. Gene Ontology annotation, molecular function: transmembrane transporter activity. The record is from RefSeq and is a predicted model, not a curated record. The coding region runs from base 82 to 1584 and encodes 500 amino acids. NCBI's taxonomy places the organism in Eukaryota, Metazoa, Chordata, Actinopteri, Cyprinodontiformes, Poeciliidae. Gene Ontology annotation, biological process: transmembrane transport. The transcript has 13 exons.